UCAGGGACCAAACCGGCUUCCGUACGAUGUCGUGGCGUGACAACGUAGGCUAACAGCUGGGAGCGAAAAUAUCAGAACUCUAACAGGGUUUAGCUUCUGUUCAUAAUAGACCUCUGUUUUUAAAAGCUAACACUCUUUUUACUCAUCUGGUGAGGUCAUUGUAGGACAAACGCAGUUGAAGAUUUGACGGUAAAAUGAGGCGCACAGGUUUGGGUGAAGGCACUCCACAGGGGAAUUAUGUGGCCAGCGGUUACAGCGUUUACGAGGAGGAGAACGAACACUUACAAGAAGGUCUUAGAGCCAAAGUAAACGCACUGAAACAUCUCUCAAUUGACAUCGGAACUGAAGUGAAACACCAAAAUAAAAUAAUAUCAGACAUGGACUCGGACUUUGACUCAACAGGUGGUUUGCUGGGAGCCACUAUAGGCAGACUGAAGCUGUUGUCCAGAGGAAGCCAGACCAAAAUCUACUGCUACAUGCUGCUUUUUGCUCUCUUUGUAUUUACUGUUCUUUACUGGGUGAUCAAACUGAGGUGAUGGAAGGACUAAUGAGUGCUGACUGCUUUUUUGACGUCCUCUACCCUGUGUCCCAUACACCACUGCAUCACACAAAUCGACCAAAGGCCAUUGAUCCCUUUGAGAUUUAUAACACAAUGAUUUUCUGAUGUGUUCAGUAUUUAUCACUCAACAGUUGCACAAAGUCAGGGACAGAGGUUACCAGAAUUCCUCCCUGUUGCAGGUUAGUGAUAUUAGGAUGUAAUGUUUGUAUUAUCAGUAUUCCUAGUGAGAUCCGAAGUCUUUAAUGUAAACUCAGUGUCGUUCUAUAUAUAUAUAGCUGUUUUCUAGAAUGAACCUAACGUCUAAUUUUUUUUUUCCACAAUUCAAUGCAUGCAUCAUCUGAGAUUCUAAUCAACUGUUUUAUAUAUAAACUGACCAACAAAAAGAUGUUAGUUUUAUAUGAAUGCACACAUCCUGGCUGUGCUGCAGGUCAGGGAACAGAAAAACAGUCUAUUUUGUCAAACUAAUUAUUCAUCAAGAUUGGUGAUUGCGCUUGGCAUAAACAACUUAUUGAGCUGGCCUCCUGGUCAGCAUGUUCUCAGAAUAAUUGAGACAAGACUGUACUGACUGCAAAAAGCUCUUAAUUAUAGACGGAGCAUUUCACUGUUCAAGGAAAUGUGUAAACAAUUAUGUUUUCUGAAAGAGGAAAACAAUAGUGAUGUAAAUGAUAAGGAGAAAAUCAAAAUCUUUCACUGUUGAUUACUAAGGCAAGGUUUAAUUUUAUGAAUUUAUGAGUUCUGAAUCUACAGAAUGCAUCUUAAGCUUAACAGAAUUUAACAGCUCAAAACUGAGAUUUGUUGGUAAGAAAAUAUUAGGUAAUAAAUGUUGCAGAAAGUAAUUUAAUGUCUUGUAUACAUUUUAUUGUUAGAUCGAUCAGUGCAUGAUAUUUAUUCAGCAAUAACAAUGCGCCAAUUCUUCACAAACCUCUGGUUAAAACAAACAAACCAAAAAAAGGGAUUCAUGAUGAAUAUGCCCUGUACCAAAUUGGUUUUCCACAUUAAAGAAAAGAAAAAAUAAUUCUGAUGAUAAUUAAUGCACUUUAUAGUUAAAAAACUGAUGUCUAUUCCUCUAAAUGUUUUUCAUAACAUUUACUACUUAACAUUUUUAUAGAACCCUAAUACCAGAGGAUUUUAAACUCAGAGUAGGUUCCAAGUAGACCAUCUUUAGAAACCAGUUGUUAUUCAAAUAAAGCUUUUUCCUAAAAAUGUGACUUUUUCCUAAAAAACAGUACAUUAGAUUGUACAUACAACAGAUUACUAUAUAACAUUCUUACAAUGACCAGCUUUCUAUUAACAUUUAAGGCAGGAGGUGAUUAAUAAUCUUGUAUUAAAAUAAUAAUAAUCAAUAA
Molecule: messenger RNA, 1905 nt
Organism: Tachysurus vachellii
Lineage: Eukaryota; Metazoa; Chordata; Actinopteri; Siluriformes; Bagridae
Gene: bet1
Product: Bet1 golgi vesicular membrane trafficking protein
Exons: 4
Coding region: 195-536 (113 amino acids)
Biological process (GO): vesicle fusion with Golgi apparatus; endoplasmic reticulum to Golgi vesicle-mediated transport
Cellular component (GO): Golgi trans cisterna; SNARE complex
Molecular function (GO): SNAP receptor activity
Source: RefSeq, a predicted model, not a curated record